AUGGUUGCACCAACUGCUUUGAAGAAGUCUGAAGCACCAACAGCUCCUGUUGAAAGUUCCAGGAUUGUUGGUGUUGAUAACACUGCACAAAUUGAUGAUGACGAUGACGAUGUGCUUGUCGGACAAGAUACAGAAAUGAAGGAUCAAGAUCAAGAGCAAGAACAGGAAUCUCCUAAGCAACAGGAGUCUAAAGGUGUGGUUUUAGAUGAUCAAGGGAAACCAAGAUUCGGUUCUGCUAAGAAGUCAUCUGGUGAAAGAGUUAAGAUAGAGAGUAGAAAAGUCGGUGUCCCUCCUCAUAGAAUGACACCGCUCAGAAACAACUGGACCAAAAUAUAUCCACCAUUGGUAGAACAUUUGAAACUACAAGUGAGAAUGAAUCUCAAAACGAAAAGUGUGGAAUUGAGAUCCCAUCCUCGUCAAACGACGGACCCCGGUGCUCUACAGAAAGGGGCCGAUUUUAUCAAGGCUUUUACACUAGGGUUUGAUCUUGAUGAUUCCAUUGCUCUACUUAGAUUGGACGACCUUUACAUUGAGACUUUCGAGGUCAAGGAUGUCAAGACUUUGAACGGUGACCAUUUGUCAAGAGCCAUUGGUCGUAUUGCAGGUAAAGAUGGUAAGACCAAAUUUGCCAUUGAAAAUGCUACCAGAACGAGAAUUGUACUUGCCGAUGCCAAAAUCCACAUCUUGGGUGGGUUUACACAUAUUAGAAUGGCACGAGAGGCAGUUGUAAGUCUAAUUCUCGGUUCUCCUCCAGGUAAGGUCUACGGUAACCUACGUACAGUUGCCUCUAGGCUAAAAGAGAGGUACUAG
Zygosaccharomyces rouxii is the source of this 810-nucleotide messenger RNA. RefSeq names its product Pno1p (gene PNO1). Gene Ontology annotation, molecular function: RNA binding. The record is from RefSeq and is a predicted model, not a curated record. Bases 1 to 810 code for a protein of 269 amino acids. Gene Ontology annotation, cellular component: nucleolus. NCBI's taxonomy places the organism in Eukaryota, Fungi, Ascomycota, Saccharomycetes, Saccharomycetales, Saccharomycetaceae. The transcript has a single exon.